This is a messenger RNA of Hermetia illucens (black soldier fly), 2132 nucleotides long. RefSeq names its product alpha-L-iduronidase. Gene Ontology annotation, molecular function: L-iduronidase activity; protein binding. The transcript is spliced from 6 exons. Lineage: Eukaryota; Metazoa; Arthropoda; Insecta; Diptera; Stratiomyidae. The record is from RefSeq and is a predicted model, not a curated record. Bases 153 to 2072 code for a protein of 639 amino acids. Gene Ontology annotation, biological process: carbohydrate metabolic process.
UCCUGCCAGUGACAGGUGGAAGAUAAAUUUCAGAGAAGUGCCCACAGUGCGAUGGGUAUCCGGUCGUGUGACGGUUAGUGGUUGAUAGUUCGUUUUUGCUGCGUUGUUAUCGUGGGUGCUAUUGACUGUGUCAUGCAGUUGGAAAAAACACAAUGACCUUAGCAGCGCUUUGUUGUUCCCAAUAUGUUAGAGUCAAGAUGUUACAUUUAAUCUUCCUUGCUUCGAUCUGCGCAUAUUCGGCAGCCUACGAACUAAAUUUACAUGUCUCUGAAGUAAAUACCAGUCUCCAUGAGCUUCCUCGCUUCUGGACAAAUACAGGCUUCUGUCCUAUGGGCCGAAUUACAAAUAACGACAUUUCUAAUUUCCUUUUGUCGAAUGAUGUAAAAACGAACCUGGCACUAAUAGGAGCUUUACCGAACAAUGGAAUCUCUAGAGUCCGCAUUCAUUGGUUGCUGGAAUUGAUCAAAUUUGUGCGGUUGGAUUCUGGACGUGUCCCAGUUUAUGAUUUCUCGCAACUGGAUCGAUUCUUAGAUACAAUGGUUCAAGCAAACUUAUCAGUGGGCUUUGAACUGAUGGGAAACCCAAAUGGCAUGUUUAAUUUGAAGCAUAUUUCGAGUGGUGCAUUAUGGGAGGACUUAGUAUUUUCUAUUGGUAGACGAUAUAAGAUUCGCUAUGGAGCCAAUACUUUGAAAACAUGGCAAUUUGAGACGUGGAAUGAGCCUGACUUGAAAACAUAUAACUUGCUUAACUUCACGAUUACAGAUUAUCUCGACUAUAUCAAAAUGAUUCGCAGAGGCCUGGAUGCGGUUGGUAGAACUGCAAACGAUACCCAUUUCGAACUGUCUGGCCCAGCAGGACUUUUCAAGAAUAUCAGUCAUCAUCCAUUAUGUUGGGGUGUUUUGAAAUACUGCAACGAAAAUAACAGUUGUCCAUUCGAUCGAAUGACAUUCCAUCGUAAAGGAACUGGACAUAGCGCUGCUGAAAUCGUGGAGGGUGGAAUGGCACUGAUGAAAACUAUUCAAACAGAAUUUCCAAAGUUGAAGGAUAUCAAGUUUUCAAAUAAUGAAGCGGACCCAAUAGCUGGUUGGUCUACCCCGCGACCGUUUCAGUCCGACGUUCGCUACGCAGCUAUGUUAGUCAAUACUAUUUUUCAACAUUGGAGCGCGAAGCUAAAUACGGAAGUGUUUCGACAUUUGGACUCCAUCAGUCAUGACAAUGCAUUCCUUAGCUAUCAUCCACAUGAGUUCGACCAGCGAACACUGUUCGCGCGUUUCCAAAUGAACCUGACCACACCUCCACACACCCAAUUCAUACAAAAGCCUGUCUAUGUAGCAUUGGGGCUAUUAGGCAACCUUGCAGAAUUUGCUAGCGACGUCACUACUGUUAAAGAUUUGGAUAUUAGUUAUCUAUUCACAAGAAAUCAUCACAAGACUCCUCUAUACUCAGCGAUAGUUAUCGUAGCCAAUGCUAGGAAGAAACGUAUUGAAUUCGACUUGACCAUUUCACUGCCUAAACUGGCAAAGGGUGAAAAUGUGGCUUCCAUCGUAGAAGUAAUAGAGGCUGAUAUAACUGAUCCGGUAAAAAUUUGGAAAUUUCAUGGAUCACCUGCAUAUCCAAAUGCUUCACUACGCCAAAUAAUGCGUGAUAAUCAGGGUCCAAUGCUCCUUAAUUCUACAAUCUGGAAACUAAGCAAAAAUCCGGAAGAACCCCCAAAUUUAAAAUUACAUCUUUCGCUAAAAGCACCCUCCAUUGAACUACUGAGAGUCUGCAGUUCCCUUAAUCCUUUACCAGCGAAACCAACGAAUGUAAGAAUCGAACAAGUGAAUCCUUCUGAAGUUCUCAUUUUUUGGAAUGAUUUAUACCAAAGAGAAAGAUGUAUUAAGACCUAUGAGGUGUACUUCAAGGAAUGUAACGGGAGUGAGUGGAUAUUUGUUUCGAAAAAGCACCAUGUACCUUUCCUAUCUUAUCAUUACCAACCGGAAAAUGGAAAGACUUGUGGCGAUUACAUGGUGCGAGGAGUUGAUCUGUUCACUCGAUUUGGACCAUAUUCCAAGGUAGCAUCGAUUGGAUGAAAAUUUGUUGCAGAUAAGUUAUAGUUUUUUAUAUGAAUGGGAAUAAAAAAUGUUUGUUAG